GGCGCGGGUAGAGGCGGCGCUGGUCGGCCCGGCUCGGCAGUCGCCGCCCGUCGGGUUUCGCGGGCAGCCGAGCCCGCGCCUCGCCCGCCGCCGCGCCCGCCGCCACCGCCGCCGCCGGGGGAGCCGGGGCACGCCGCAGGCGCCGCGCGGUGAUGCGGGGCCGCGGCGGCGCCGAGCCCUGACUAAAGAUGGCCGCGCUGCCCGGUGGGAACAUGGCGGGGGGCGGCCGGGGGGCGCGGGUGCUGCUCUUGCUGCUCUUGCUGCUGCUCGGCGGCUGCCUGGGCCGGUGGCCCCCGGCCGCCGCCGCUGCCGCGCCGCCCGCCGCCGUCGUGCCCCCGCCGGCGGCGGAGGAGACGGUGAUCAUCGGCCUGCGGCUGGAGGACACGGACGACGUCUCCUUCAUGGAGGGGGGCGCGCUGCGGGUGAGCGAACGAACGCGGGUGAAGCUGCGGGUCUACGGGCAGAACAUCAACAACGAGACGUGGUCGCGCAUCGCCUUCACGGAGCACGAGCGGCGGCAGGGCGGGCGGGCGGCGGCGGGGCCGGCGGGGCGCGGCGGUGGCAGGGGCGGCGGCGGGUCGGCGGGCAGCGGUGGGGCCCCGCAGCGCUGCGGCAUCCGCACCUCGGACAUCAUCAUCCUGCCGCACAUCGUGCUCAACCGCCGCACCUCGGGCAUCAUCGAGAUCGAGAUUAAGCCCCUGCGCAAAACGGAGAAGAGCAAGUCCUACUACCUGUGCACCUCCGUCUCGGCCCCCGCCGCCGCCGCCCUGGGGCCCGGGGCUCCCGGAGGGCUGGCGGGCGCCGAGGGGCCGGCGGGACCUCCGCCCUGGGGUGAGACCACUUGGAUCUACCAUGACGGCGAGGACACCAAGAUGAUCGUGGGCGAGGAGAAGAAGUUCCUGCUGCCCUUCUGGCUGCAGGUCAUCUUCAUCUCGCUCCUCCUGUGCCUCUCGGGCAUGUUCAGUGGCCUCAACCUGGGCCUGAUGGCCCUGGACCCCAUGGAGCUGCGUAUCGUGCAGAACUGUGGCACGGACAAAGAGAAGAACUAUGCCAAGCGCAUCGAGCCUGUGCGGCGUCAGGGCAACUACCUGCUGUGCUCCCUCCUGCUGGGCAAUGUCCUGGUCAACACUACGCUUACCAUCCUGCUGGACGACAUUGCCGGCUCUGGGCUGGUGGCCGUGGUGGUCUCCACCAUCGGUAUCGUCAUCUUCGGCGAGAUCGUGCCGCAGGCUAUUUGCUCUCGGCACGGCCUGGCCGUGGGCGCCAACACCAUCUUCCUCACCAAGUUUUUCAUGAUGAUGACCUUCCCGGCCUCCUACCCCGUCAGCAAGUUGCUGGACUGUGUCCUGGGCCAGGAGAUCGGCACGGUCUAUAACCGUGAGAAGUUGCUGGAGAUGCUGCGGGUCACCGACCCUUAUAACGAUCUAGUCAAGGAGGAGCUCAACAUUAUCCAAGGAGCCCUGGAACUGCGCACCAAGACCGUGGAGGACGUGAUGACUCCCCUCCGAGACUGCUUCAUGAUCGCUGCUGAGGCUGUGCUCGACUUCAACACUAUGUCCGAGAUCAUGGAGAGCGGUUACACCCGCAUCCCUGUUUUCGAGGGUGACCGCUCCAACAUCGUGGACUUGCUCUUCGUUAAGGACCUGGCUUUUGUGGACCCUGAUGACUGCACGCCACUCAAGACCAUCACCCGCUUCUACAACCACCCGCUGCAUUUCGUCUUUAACGACACUAAGCUCGAUGCCAUGCUGGAGGAGUUCAAGAAAGGCAAGUCUCACCUGGCUAUAGUGCAAAGAGUAAACAAUGAAGGAGAAGGGGAUCCUUUUUAUGAAGUCCUGGGAAUUGUCACUUUAGAAGAUGUGAUUGAAGAGAUCAUCAAGUCUGAAAUUCUGGAUGAAACAGAUCUAUACACUGAUAACAAGACGAAAAAGAAAGUAGCUCAUCGGGACAGGAAGCAGGACUUCUCUGCCUUCAAGCAGACAGACAGCGAGAUGAAGGUUAAAAUAUCACCGCAGCUGCUCCUGGCAAUGCACCGGUUCCUGGCAACAGAAGUAGAAGCAUUUGGUCCAUCCCAGAUGUCAGAGAAGAUCCUUCUCAGGCUGCUAAAACAUCCCAACGUCAUCCAGGAGCUGAAAUACGAUGAGAAGAACAAGAAAGCCCCAGAACACUACCUCUACCAGCGAAACAAGCCCGUCGACUACUUUGUUCUCAUUUUACAGGGGAAAGUGGAAGUGGAGGCUGGGAAAGAGGGGAUGAAGUUUGAAGCUGGUGCUUUUUCCUACUAUGGGGUGAUGGCCCUCACAGCAUCACCAGUUCCCUUGUCCCUGUCUCGUACCUUUGUUGUCAGCAGAACAGAGUUGUUAGCAGCAGGUUCUCCAGCUGAAAACAAGUCUCCGCCUCGGCCCUGUGGCUUGAAUCACUCAGACUCUUUAAACCGGAGCGACCGCAUCGACGCGGUGACGCCGACGUUAGGGAGCAGCAACAACCAGCUGAACGCGUCCUUCCUGCAGGUGUAUGUUCCAGACUACUCAGUGAAAGCCCUCACAGACAUUCAGUUUGUCAAGAUCUCAAGACAGCAGUACCAAAAUGCCCUGAUGGCAUCCCGGAUGGACAAAACACCUCAGUCCUCGGACAGUGAAAACACUAAAAUCGAACUGACUCUUACGGAGCUGCACGAUGGUUUGCCAGACGAGACAGCAAACCUGCUCAACGAACAGAACUGUGUGACUCACAGCAAGCCCAACCACAGUAUGCACAGUGAAGGAGCCAUCUAGGAGCUGACUCCCCACAACCCACCCAUCCCAUCUCCUCAGCAGGACCAGCCCUCGCUCCUUCCUGGCUCCUCCCCGAGUGUGAACACCGUUAGUGCGUGCUUGCAACACUGCUGCAUCCAGUGUUCUGAGACCAAAGACUUUUGCAUCCGUUCUGGGAGCAGAAGAGGAAGAAACAGGAAGAAAGGAGCAAAGAGCAAGAGAGACUAAAGACCCAAACGUAAUUUGGGAAUGGUGAGCCACCCUUGAGAACGAUGAAAAUUCUUCUUGCAAAGUAGAAUAUGUUUAUUUUUUAUCUGUACUUUUGAUCCUUGUUGGGUUUUUUCUCCUCAAACACAUAUGGGGAAGUUUAAAAGCUCCUCCAUUAUUUUUUCAAGAGAGAUCAUGUUUUUAAAAAGUAUUUUGCAGAGUUUUAAAUUGUUUCUGUCCCUCAUGAACCUCAAAUGGGUUCUGUCAUGGUUUUGUGAAUUGGCUCCUAUGUCCUUAAGCCUCUUCUCACCCAGCUGUGGUCCUUUUUGUUGCCCUGUUGAAAAAGUUAGUAACUGGUACUUGUAUGUUAUUUGUGUCCUAAGAAUGAGCAAGCUUCAAGGAACCUCUGGUUUCAGCCACCUGGAGGACCAAGAGAUGAGGAUUAUUACAGUCUUGCAGUUAAUUUUCAGGGAAGGAGUGGUUACUUUGGUAUUUAAUAAUGUUUCAAAUUUCAGAAGGUUUCUUUGUUAAACAGGCAAAAGCAUUGUUACACUUACAGUUUUGUAACUUCCAGAACCUUUGUGUAUGUUGGAGAUGAUACUGGGGGGAAGGAAUUAAUUAGCAAAACUGCAGUCUGGUGAAAUGAAAGCCGGGUGUGUGAUAUUCCAUAGUGAAGUAACUGGGUGAUUUUUCCUUGAUGUUCCUGACAAUUGCAUGAAGUAAUGUGUGCACCCUGAGAUGCCAGGCCUUUCAGCACUCCCGUGCUGUAGCGGGCUGUGCACCGUUACCUUGGCCACAGCAGAUGGUGCAGCCUUUGCUGAGUAUCAGAACACCAGUCCCUGUCCCCCCUGUAAUCUCUGACAUUAACACAGAAGAUGCUGCUACAAUUACACCCAAAGUACAUGCUCCAGGUGACACUAAACCUCUGCCAGUGCAAGGAUGGGCACUGCUGGGGAGCCAGAACCAUCCUCUCCUCUCCAAGAGCUUACAAAACUUUCCAGACGCGAGUGUAUUGCACUUCAGGGAUUCAGAGAGGUUCAUUUCCAGGCUGUUCCCAGCCACAUGCAUUCCUUUGAGUGGAUUUAGUGCAUUUCCUUCUCUCUUGCCCCUUUUAACAGUCAUUGUAGGGAUUACCAAGGCAGCAGAACAGAGAGCCUCCCACCCAGCUGCCACUAGUGCAGGGCAACGCCCUGCCUUGGGCGGCAGAAACCAAUUCCUCCACCCCAAAAACCUGGAUACAGACUAGGUGCCAGCAAGAGGCACCCUAUGGCAGUUGUGCAUCACCCAUUUCCACAGAUGGAGUCUAAGUCCUCAAAUGAAUAAAAAAAGAAAGUUGUCCCCCUGCCAGUCCUCUCCCCUUCCAAUGCUGUCUCAAACAAAAUGUGAACGUUGCCCUCAAUAUCUGGAUUGAUAAAUCAGGCUUUGAGGUUUCUCUGUUUCAAGACCCUGCUAUGGCCCCUGGCUGUGUAGCAUUUCCCUUUCUUUACACGUGGAUAGUCUCUUUAGGGACACCCAAAGAAGCCCCCAGCCUCAAAUGCAGCUGCCAGAGCUCUCUGUGCCUGCAGGCCUGCCCCGUCUCUCCUGCUCGUGAGCUGUGGGAGGCACUCGUGGCAAGUUCCCAUGGUCUGUCUGUGUGAAUGGUGGCUGGAAAGGUGCAAUAUUCCAUUGCAGGAUCUCUGUGGGCAUUGGAGUGUGUGGUAUCAGAGCCAACUGGGUUUGCCUGUCUCCCUCCUCCUCCUCUCUCUUCCAGCUUCAGAAAGCAGCACUAAUUUUUGCUGUCCACCCUGGUGGGAGCCACCCCACGAGGGUGAGAUCCCUGCAAGGGGCAUAGGAAUUGCAUAGUAUCCAACUUGUGCCCCCAGUGAGGAGGAAACAGGCCCUCAAAGCCUUGCUCUCACAUGUAGCUUUUUGACUCUUUCCCAUCUAAAAGUGUUUCCUUAGCCUCCAUCCCACCCUCUCUCUGCUGUGCUCCAGCCCAGCACCGCUGCGAGCACACGGCUUGGCGGCAGCGUGGGCUGGCCUAAGCCUUGCACCUUCCCAGAGAGCUGCCAAUAUUGCACCUUUCUCACAGAGCAAAAUGUCCAGAUGUUACAGCAUUUGUCCUCAGCGAGGGACUCGUCUUGCCAGUUUUUAUCUACUGUUGCUGAAUGUAAAAGUUUGUUGUAAGUGUUUGACGUGGUGCUGAACUUGAGAUGCAGUAUCCGUUUUGUCAAACCUGCCAAGGGAGGGAAGGCUCAAGUCAAGGCAGCUCUCUCUGGGUGAGUUUGCUCGCUGGAUCUGACUUCUGCUUCUUAUGGCAGGUUAAGGAUUUGUUUCAAUGUCUGUUUCCCUUUAAAAAAAAAGAAAAGGAAAAAAACAAAAAAGAAAAAAAAAAAGAAACAAAA
Molecule: messenger RNA, 5344 nt
Organism: Prinia subflava (tawny-flanked prinia)
Lineage: Eukaryota; Metazoa; Chordata; Aves; Passeriformes; Cisticolidae
Gene: CNNM2
Product: cyclin and CBS domain divalent metal cation transport mediator 2
Exons: 8
Coding region: 189-2774 (861 amino acids)
Biological process (GO): transport; intracellular manganese ion homeostasis; magnesium ion homeostasis
Cellular component (GO): cytoplasm; plasma membrane
Molecular function (GO): magnesium ion transmembrane transporter activity
Source: RefSeq, a predicted model, not a curated record